AUGGUUUCCAUUCUUAUUGCCAUUGAUAAAGACAGCAAUAGCAAACAUGCUGUAAGAUGGGCUGUUGAUCGUCUCUUGGACAAGAACUCAUCAUGUACCCUAAUUCACGUUAGAACCAAGUCCCUUAAUUCAAGUGAAUUUGAUGUUGUUCCUAAACAUGGUCGUGCACCAACUGAAGAAGAAUUGCAUCGGCUUUUUCUUCCUUUCCGAGGAUUUUGUGCUCGAAAAGGGAUCAUAGCAAAGGAGUUGGUUCUUCAUGACAUUGAUGUUUCAAGUGCACUAACUGAUUACAUCACUGACCACUCUUUCAGCAAUGUUGUCGUUGGUGCUCCCCGCUGGAAUAAUGCUUUUAUAAGGAGAUUUAAAGAUGUAGAUGUGCCAACAAACUUAAUCAAGUCUCUACCAGAGACUUGCAUGGUGCAUAUUAUAUCGAAAGGAAAAGUGCAUAGUAUUCAAGCAACAGCUCCUGCUCAAACCAUUACUAUUUCUAGUCCAAAGCCAAAUUAUUUGUCCAAAGAAUUUAACAGAACAUCAUUAUCACGGCGGCGCUAUAGCAAUGAUGGUGGAUCCUUUAGUCAAAACAAAGAUGCAAGAGUAUCAAGAAGAUGUAAGUCCCAAAGAGAGUUUUGUCCAUCAAGGAGAGCACUAAGCCAAGAUGCAUUUAUAUAUAAAAGCAUAUCUACUAAAGUAUCGCCGACUAGCAUGGAGACGAAGACAACAACAAAGUGUAAGUCGGCAUCAGUCAGUAGAGAACUUGGUUUGGCGAAACAGAAGGUAAUUAAUUAAUGAAUUCAUGAAGAAUCUGUUGAUGAAGAAGUAAUAACAUUAAAUGUAAUUGAACAAAACAAAUAUAUAUUUAAAAGAUACAAUAUUGAACAAAUUGAAGUUGCAACAAAUUACUUUGAUCCUGAUGGCAAAAUUGGUGAAGGUGGAUAUGGACCUGUUUUCAAAGGUGUGCUUGAUAACCAUGUUGUUGCAGUUAAGGCCUUAAGACCAGACUUGACUCAAGGAGAGAAACAAUUUCAUCAAGAGGUCCUUGUUUUAGGCUCCAUAAGACACCCCAACAUUGUAGUACUUUUAGGUGCAUGUCCGGAGUAUGGAUGCCUCGUAUACGAGUACCUAGAGAACGGAAGCUUAGAAGAUCGCCUUUUUUGUAAAGAUAACACACCGCCAAUUCCAUGGAAGACUCGUUUCAAAAUAGCAUCAGAGAUUGCCACAGGUCUUCUAUUCCUUCACCAGACAAAACCAGAACCGGUUGUGCAUCGCGAUCUAAAGCCAGCAAACAUUCUGUUAGACAGAAACAAAGUGAGCAAGAUCACUGAUUAUGGUUUGGCAAGGCUUGUUCCACCUUCUAUCGCCAACAAAACCACUCAAUAUCACAAGACAACUGCAGCCGGCACUUUAUGCUAUAUCGAUCCGGAGUAUCAACAAACGGGACUAUUAGGCGUAAAAUCAGACAUAUAUUCAUUAGGCGUGAUGCUGUUACAGAUCAUUACCGGAAAGCCUCCAAUUGGUGUGGCUCAUCUUGUUGAGGAGGCCAUUCAGAAUAAUACUUUUGCAGAGGUUUUAGAUCCGAAUGUGACCGAUUGGCCGGUUGAAGAAACUUUAUCAUAUGCUAAAAUGGCUUUGAAGUGUUGUGAAAUGAGAAAAAGGGAUAGACCAAAUCUUGCUACUGUCAUUUUGCCAGAACUGAUUAGACUCAGAGAUCUAUAA
Messenger RNA from Trifolium pratense (red clover), 1713 nucleotides. RefSeq names its product U-box domain-containing protein 51-like. The transcript has 9 exons. Gene Ontology annotation, biological process: protein phosphorylation. Gene Ontology annotation, molecular function: protein kinase activity; ATP binding. The record is from RefSeq and is a predicted model, not a curated record. NCBI's taxonomy places the organism in Eukaryota, Viridiplantae, Streptophyta, Magnoliopsida, Fabales, Fabaceae.